This is a messenger RNA of Symbiodinium necroappetens, 2910 nucleotides long. Lineage: Eukaryota; Dinophyceae; Suessiales; Symbiodiniaceae. The record is from the annotation of a GenBank genome assembly.
AUGUUUCUGAUUCAAACCUGCCGUGCGCACUGCAGGUCAGCAACAGCCGACGAUGAGACUUGUCAGGAGACAUCUGGGAUGUCUGCAGAGGCCAUCUUGCAGCAGGAGGAGAUGCUGCCAAGCUCCCUCAAUAGGCAGACGGACGAUGCGCCAAAGGAUGCUGGUGGUCCCGUGCCUUUACUUCUGGAGGAGGAGGUGCGGAUCUGCCCCAUCAGCGGCUUGUCGACGCUACAGGGAGCGUGCCCCUUUGCCAAGCCGAAAGCAAAGGCCAAAGAUGGGGGCAAGAAGCAGAGGGCGGCCGUGAAGUUGGACUUCCAGUGGGAACAGGCCGAGAGCAAGGUGACGAUCAGCGUCCGGGCACAUCCAACGGACGCGUUCGUGGCACUCGAGCUGCCGGAUAGUGCCUCUCAACAGGAGAUAAAGCGCCAGUACAAAGCCUUGUCCCUUCGACACCACCCAGACAAGAACCAGGACGACCCGGAUGCAACUGACCGGUUCCAAAGGAUCAAGGACGCGUACCAGGCCCUCAAGGACACUGACGGCGAGCUUGCUUUCCCUUGGGUCGAUUAUCCGGAGAAGCAGCAGGUGAUGCCAGGAAAUGAAGCCAUCGCCAUCUUUGCAGAGGUCGGACGGGAGGCUUGUGAAGAACAUCACUUUCAGGGCUUGCAGCUCCGGCAUCUCGUGAAGUCCUCCAGUGUGCAGGUGUUGAAAUUUGAGCGGGAGCUCGAGGAAGGGCGUGUCACCGAAUGCGAACUUCAAGCCUUGUGUACAGACUCUGCGCACUUCGUAAACCACCUGGUCAAGGUCCACCGACGCGAUGCCUGGGAGUUCCAGGCGGAGCUGGAUGACAUGAGGAGUUGCAUGGAUGGCCAGCCGCGGGACGCAUGCUACAUGUCAGGAGCUGCCAGCAAAGGGCCUGGCCUGGCGAGACGAGGCCGCGGCGCGGGUGCCGCGCCAACUUCCAGGGCCGCUCCUCCUUUGCCAACGUUGCUGGGAAGCGCAGCCGGUCAAAGAGUCGGCGCAAAGCAUCCGGUGCCCUCCGGCUGGCCGGCAGCCUCAGGUCCCUUCUCCGGCGAUGCUGGUGCGAUUUGCAGUCUCCUAGCAUCUCCCAUGAAGGUCACUUGUGGAGGUGGCUACUUUGCGCCGAGGGUCGCAGAGGAUGCGUUCGGACUGCCGAGCUACAUGUCUCCAGAGGCAAGCGAGGAAUCUGACUGUGCUGGCAUCGGUGCCGGCCUGCGAAAUCAACCAGAGAAUAGCUCGUUCCUCGUUCCCUUCUCGUGCACCUGGUAUGCAAGCUUAAUUCGGAUGGAGGGUGCUGGCCAGAUCCUGGCCAGGCAGGGACUCGGACAGAGGAAAGAGGGGCUUGUAGAUCCGAAGAAGAGGAUCGUCGAAAAGACGCGUGAGAACUGGAGAGAGGCCGAGCGUACUCCCCGGGCUUCGGCUGUCCCGCACUUGCCACAAGCCCUCCCUACCUAUGAGUUCAGCGAGGCUUGGAGCCGAGAACAGCUUAGCUCGUGGCUAGCCGCAGUCCCGGCAGUCCCCAACCCCAAGUUGACCUUCGAACUGGAUCUGAGCAGGGUGGAUGGGGCACCCAUCUCAGAGGUGGCAGAACCUGAGCAGUUCCCUGCGGCGCUGGGACUCUUGGCGACACGAGCUCAAAGGCUGUCGGAGAGGCCUUUUGACUUUUGGCUGCUGCACCGAAGCGCGGAAGUCGAGUGCCGUGGCAAUGACGCAGAGGCGCUGCAGCUCUUUUCCGAAGCGUUGGAUCCGUCGCUGCAGCGUGGCACUGACUUCCUCAAGCACCUUGCCGUUUUUUGCCUCCUCUGUGCAAUCAUGCCGGAUCCCUUAAUGGAGCGUGUGAUGUCCGUGUACAAGGACGUGGACAAGAAUGAUGACGGCUUCUUAGACAAAGACGAGCUAGCCGCAAUGCUGGAUGCAGUGGGUAUGCCCAAGGAACGGGCGCACGCGCUCUUCGACGCCGCCGACGUCGACCGAAGCGGCACCGUCGACUUCGAGGAGUUCUGCACGUGGCUGUUCUCAGAUGUGAAAGAGCUGAUGGAAGUCUGCGUGAAGCAGGGCGAAAUUGUGAAUAAGCACCUGAAGCUGGAGAUGACGGUAGGUGACGUGCUUUGUUUCGGUCUUGAUGAGCAGCUGGUUCGAAGCCAGUUCAGAUAUGAGAUCUCCGUGGAACCGACUGCCGAAACUGUCAAGCACCUUGAGUCCAGAUCGAAGCUUUACGCGGACGAAAGGAAGAAGCAACAGCUCGAUGCGCUGGACAAGGGCAUCACGGAGGCAAAGUCGAAGCUGGAGGCAGCGAAGGCGAAAGCCACGAAAGCCAAACCCAAGGACGCCAAGGACGCCAAGGCGGACGCCAAGGCGGAACCCUCGGCUGAGGAGGCCGCAGUCCUGGAUUGCGAGAGGAAGCUGCAAGCGGCCGAGAAGGCCAAGGCACGGAUGGAGGAGACCCCACCAGAGCUCCAGGAAGCGCCGUUCCUGGACAAGGUCUUCGACAGCCUGGUGGCCGUGGACGACAUCUCCGCAGGCUCUUCGGGCGCUCAUGUGGUAAAGUGGAAAGCCAAAGAAGAAGGCAUGGCCACGGCGAAGGUGCUGCAGUACUACACUGUUGUCGAGGGUCCGGACGACAAGGAGGUGGAGAAGGUAGAGACCUUUGACUUCACCGUCACUGUAGUCCCUGCUGGCUCCGGAGCCGUGAAGGCAGACUGGUACGCUUGGAGCUGGUACGAUGUCAAAUGGAUCAAGACACCAGCCAACAAGGCAGAUAAGUUUGCCAAGAAGAUGGGUCGUGCUGCCAAAGAGCUCCAGUGGGUCCCCUCUGUCUUCGGACCCAAGAAGGAGAAGCUGCACACUCAGCUUACCUAUUGCUUCAGCCCGAAGAAAGUACCAGGCUGA